UUUCUGCGCGAUCCAACCUAAUCUCUCCUUUAUCGUAAUCCAAUCUACUCCGUGUUUGAAAAAAGAAAGAGUCGUAUGAAUGCUGCUGUGUUGUUAAUCUUUUUUGCGGGAACAAACAUUUUGUAAAAUAAAUAUCUAUAGGUUAUAUUCUGAAUUCCUUCUCGCUAAAAAUGUUUUCCAUAUGCAAGAAAGGCGAAAUGGAGAUCGAUAUAAUGUUGGACGAGCCGCUGACUAAUGAUUCGUGCACAAAAAUAGUGAUGGAACUCGUGAAAUACGUUCUAUAUCAAAAACAACAAAUACCGUUCGCGUAUGAAGCGUUAGACAAGUUUCAGACGAGCGUGAAGGCGACAGAUAGAAACGCGAUCUCCUUUAAAACCUUAUCGAAUAUGAUGAAGAACGUCUCGGAUCAGUUAUCCUCGCAAUUCUUUCUCAAGGGUUGCGACGUGAAAGAAGUCGCUAUAUUACUUGGCGCUACGAUACUAUCACCAAAACUCUGCAUUGUGAUAGAGCUUCCCUCAUACAUUCUCAACAGCAAGCAGCAUAGGGAAUAUCAGCAUUCUUCGAGAAAACCCCUUUUAAAACUCAUGAGGUCCCUGUUGGAAUGCGGCGAGUUUCAGGAGGCCAUGAAUAUACCUUUAAGUAUGACAAACAUGUUCAUCAUGUUGAAGAAAAAUGAUGACAAUUCAGUAUCAGACUUUUUCUUGCCUAAACCACAAUACGUGCCACCAAUGCAAACUGCAAGUUGCUUCAGAAUCAAACUAUGCCAAAGUGAUCAAGUGGAUACGCGGUGUAAUUGCGAGUCACUUGUUGCAGUAUAUCAUGACUCGUAUAAGAUACAGCUAGAAAAUGAAGAUAAUGUGCAAUAUACUCAAUACAAUAGUUCUACUCAUUCUUUGUAUCAAUGGUAUCAAUCCAAACAAAUUAUAAAGGGAUUUAAAUUCCGUUCGUGACCAUAACUUUAUGAUAUAACAAUUAUAGCGGAAAUUGAAAUUUUUUUAGAGCAUGUUAAAUAAUUUUUCACUUUAGAGUAUUAUAUAGCUGUAUCAUAAAUAAUUUGAUUGAAAGUCAUGAAACAGUAUUAAAUGCAUAUUAAUGUAUGUAAUAGCAAACUAUUUGCAUUUAUAUGCAAUGACAUUGCAAUGACAUGAUGUGACUCGACAAAUUCCUUGAGGUCACACGAUAGAAAUUUCCAUACGCUAUCAGAAAGAACCAAUACGAUGUUUUUGCUCAUAUCAACAUAACAAGAUAAGCAUUUUUGUAUGUCAGCUUACGUAAUCAAGAAAUUGGACUUCAAAAUUAUGCAAUAAUUAAACAUUUUAUUUAUCAAUAUACAUAUAUUAUACAACAAAUAAGAUAAGAAUUAUGUUAUUGGUGAUUUAUUGUAAGAAAAAUGAAAUUUUGUAUAAUCACAUUGAUAUUUUAUAUCAUAUAUAUAUAUACAUAUAAAUAUAAUGUUAAAUAUUUUUAUCUUGAG
This is a messenger RNA of Formica exsecta, 1474 nucleotides long. Its product is annotated as MAD2L1-binding protein. Gene Ontology annotation, cellular component: nucleus. Gene Ontology annotation, biological process: regulation of exit from mitosis. The transcript has 2 exons. The record is from RefSeq and is a predicted model, not a curated record. Bases 171 to 950 code for a protein of 259 amino acids. Lineage: Eukaryota; Metazoa; Arthropoda; Insecta; Hymenoptera; Formicidae.